This is a messenger RNA of Ceratosolen solmsi marchali, 1452 nucleotides long. RefSeq lists its product as uncharacterized. NCBI's taxonomy places the organism in Eukaryota, Metazoa, Arthropoda, Insecta, Hymenoptera, Agaonidae. The record is from RefSeq and is a predicted model, not a curated record. Gene Ontology annotation, molecular function: ligand-gated monoatomic ion channel activity. The transcript has 6 exons. Gene Ontology annotation, cellular component: membrane. The coding region runs from base 1 to 1452 and encodes 483 amino acids.
AUGGCCUUGCAGUAUGUGCAUCUUGCUUCAGAUGUUCAAAAAUCCAAUAGAGCAUCUAGUGUAUUUAUUGUAAAUGUCGGAGAGCAUCUAAAUGGACCUGAAUCAACACUAAUGACAAAGAUGACUAAGGAAUUUUCGCGCAAAUAUAUUUUAUCAAGAAAUUUAAAUAUAAUAAAAAUUCAUGAAGAAAUAGAAUACUACAAGGGGAAGGCUGUACAGCCUCUGUUUGUCGUAAUGUUCAGGACAUUAAAUGAUGUGCAUCAAUUUGCCGCCAUGACUAAGACCUACAAUAUGGCUCUGCACGAGUGGCUCUUGAUUUUUAUGGACUCGCCAGACGCUGGCUUGAAUGAAUUCUGUCAUAAUCCUCACAAAAAUCUGUUCAAUCUCGGCGUGAGCACGAAAAUGUUGGUCAAGUGUUACAACGAUCCGAUAUUAAGGGAGUGGUACUCCAUCAACAAGAAGACGAUCGAUAUAUUCGAUUAUGCAACGUGGAGCUUUGGAAAAGGCAUGAGAAAGCUGUCGAACUUAACUUUCUUCAAAAGGAGAAAUAAUUUGAAAGGAAUUACUUUAAAAGUUGCCGCAGUUAAAGACUCGACAACGCAAUUGGGCAGAGGUAGUACAAUGGGCGGCUACUUCGGCGUCGUAAUUACGGAACUCUCCAAGAUAAUGAACUUCACGAUCGAUUUCACGUCGGUCGAGGAUUCGUACGGCAGCUGGAACGAAACGAAGCACGAAUGGACUGGCGUCAUCCGACGAUUGGUAUCGCGCGAGAUCGAUAUUGGAAUCGGCGAAUUCACUAUGAAUCAGCAGCGAGCGGCCGUCAUCGAUUAUUCGGUCGCACUUAUGCGCUCCACUUCCAAUAUUUACAUCAAACGUCCCCGUAUGUCGAAUAUCGGCUGGUCGACGUACGUUAAGGCUUUUCAUUUAGAUAUAUGGAUAAUAAUAUUGACAACUUUAUUAUUCAUUCCAAUAUUAUUGGCUAUGAUGUGGAAAGUUGUAAGAAAUUACGACAUCACGUAUUACAUAGUAGAAGAGUAUCUUCGAGUUUGGGGUAUCUAUUGUCAAAAACCACUUCCAGAUUUACCAUCGGCUCUCUCAUUACGAAUAGCUUACAUAUCGAUUUUUAUGUCAUCUAUGGUUCUUUUUGCCGUCUAUUCGGCUUAUCUCACGAGCUAUCAAACAGUUUUUAAACCUAGUAUACCCUUUAAUACUUUUGAAGGAUUUGUCGCAGAUGGAACGUAUAAACUUAUAAUAUUUCGAUAUAGCUCCAACUAUGAUCUCUUUAAGGUUUGUUAUGAAAAAGUUGUACUUUACACAAAUCAGUUAAUCCUUGAAAAAGCCACCGCUUAUGCACCGUGUGAAUUAAUGCCAUUAACAGCUGGUAGACUAGACAGCAUUGCAUUAGCUGUUGCAAAGCAAAGCCCAUACACAGAAUUUAUCAACUACCAGUAA